AUGCUUCAAGGUCGAAGUGAUGUGGGUGAGGUGUUUGUCAUUGGCGGGCAAGCUGCCUAUGAAGAGGCGAUGGGGAUGUCGUGCUGCAUCCGCCUCUACGUGACCAGGGUGGCAAAGGAUUUCGAUUGCGAUGCGUUCUUUCCAACCCUGGAUGACAAGCAGUUUCAGAUUGUGCAUGUCAGCGCAACCCACAGCACCUCAGAUGUCCCCUUUGAUUUCGUCAUCUACGAAAGGUUGCCCGUGAAGGACGGAAGCGCUGCUGGCUACACGGCGUCGGCUGCAAUGGUGCAGCAGCCUUCAGCAGCGCUUGCUGCUGCUGGGGGGGCCGGCGUAUUUGGCCAUGAAGAGUACCAGUAUCUCAAGGCUAUCCGACAGAUCAUCCAGGAAGGGGUUCACAUGGAGGAUCGUACUGGCGUUGGAACCCGUUCCAUGUUUGGUCAGCAGAUGCGUUUCAACUUGAGACAUUCCUUCCCACUGCUGACCACCAAGCGCGUCUUUUGGCGAGGUGUGGUUGAGGAGCUGCUGUGGUUCAUCAAAGGCGACACGAACGCCAACCAUCUGACCGAGAAGGGAGUGAGGAUUUGGGAAGCCAAUGGCUCCCGGGAGUUUUUGGACAAGCGCGGCCUCGGCCACCGCGAGGAGGGAGACUUGGGCCCGGUCUAUGGCUUUCAGUGGCGCCACUUUGGAGCCAAGUACGUGGACAUGCAUGCCGACUACACUGGGCAGGGUGUGGACCAACUUGCAGAGUGCAUCCGAAAGAUCAAGGAAGACCCUUCAGAUCGCCGUAUACUUCUCUCUGCCUGGAACCCGGCAGAUCUUCACUUGAUGGCACUACCUCCAUGCCAUAUGUUCUGCCAGUUUUACGUGGCAAAUGGCGAGCUGUCCUGCCUGAUGUACCAGCGAUCCUGUGACAUGGGCUUGGGGGUUCCAUUUAACAUCGCCUCCUACUCGUUGCUGACCUGUAUGAUUGCGCAGGUGUGUGGCUUGAAGCUUGGAGAGUUUGUUCACACACUGGGCAAUACCCAUGUGUACCAGAACCACGUUGAGCCGUUGAAAACGCAGCUCGAGCGCACUCCCCGGCCUUUCCCUGUCUUGAAGAUCAACUCAGAGGUCAAGGACAUAGAUGCCUUCGCAUCCUCAGACUUCCAGUUGAUUGGAUACAAUCCGCAUGGCAAGAUCGCCAUGGAGAUGGCCGUGUGA
Messenger RNA from Symbiodinium pilosum, 1200 nucleotides. NCBI's taxonomy places the organism in Eukaryota, Dinophyceae, Suessiales, Symbiodiniaceae. The record is from the annotation of a GenBank genome assembly.